This is a messenger RNA of Schizosaccharomyces japonicus yFS275, 1772 nucleotides long. Its product is annotated as autophagy associated protein Atg3. Gene Ontology annotation, molecular function: ubiquitin-like protein transferase activity. NCBI's taxonomy places the organism in Eukaryota, Fungi, Ascomycota, Schizosaccharomycetes, Schizosaccharomycetales, Schizosaccharomycetaceae. The record is from RefSeq and is a predicted model, not a curated record. Gene Ontology annotation, biological process: macroautophagy. The transcript is spliced from 3 exons. Bases 162 to 1001 code for a protein of 279 amino acids.
UCCUUCAUUGUUUCACCUACCCUUAACACACAUCUCUUUUAACCAAUAUAUUUCGUUUUAUUUUUGAGAGGCUUCUUGCUGGUUGAGCAAUUGGUUUAUAACUUAACUCUGUAAACAACUCGCGUUUUUUCAAACUUGCGACACAAUUUUUAUGAAAGACCAUGACUCAACGUUUAGCUUCAGCGUUUAUGAAUUGGAGACAGCACAUCACUCCUCCGGUGAAAGAUUCAAACUUUGAGAAAACAGGCAUGAUUAGCCCUGAGCAGUUUGUAUUGGCCGGUGAUUACUUGGUGCGAAAGUUUCCUACGUGGAAAUGGGAAACAGGAGACCGUAUUCGCGAUUUUCUACCAAAGGAUCGACAGUACCUGGUCACAAAGCACGUUUAUAGCAUUCCAAGGGAAGUGAAGGUAAAUGUACAAGAAGAUUGGAUAGAUAUUGAAACGGACCAUCCGGAUGAUGCAAGUCCUGAAACACAAACGGCAACAGACACCGUUUCUGGAACCGGAGCGACCACAGAAACAACAUCAGCUUCUGCUAUACCCGACAUCGAUGAUUUUAUUGUUAGUGACGAAGUUAACGACGAUAAUGAUGAAGACGAUGAUGAUGAAGAAGACGACGUUCAAGCUGCUCCAGUGAUGCAGUCAAAAGCGAGACUUUAUGAUCUAUACAUUGCUUACGACAAAUAUUAUCGUACACCACGUCUGUACCUUAGAGGUUGGGAUAGUUCAGGGCAGCUGCUCAGUAUGAAGAGCAUCUACGAAGACGUAUCCGUUGAACAUGCCGGGAAAACCGUUACUAUGGAACCCUUCCCACACUUCCAUUCCCACAACUCAAUGGCUAGUGUUCACCCAUGCAAGCACGCAAGCGUUUUGCUCAAAUUGAUGAAGCAGUAUGCAAAUCGGGGCGAGUCUUUCGAAGUUGACCAUUACAUGGUUCUUUUUCUGAAGUUCAUAUCGACUAUGUUGCCUUACUUUGAAGUCGAUUAUACUAUGCAGGCAUAGUUGACCACGUUCAUGCACCGAGCAUGUAAUUUCUACAAUACGAAUGAACAAUAGACUCAUGCAGUUACUCUCCACAAUUACCGAAUGAGCAUACAUUCUCUUCCGUCAACGGCUUUGCCUUCGUGACUCAUUCAUUCAUUAUCCAAGACGGCUAGUGACAUCCUCCAUGUCUUCGGUGAACAACAGGUCUUCUUCCUUCACAUAACGGAUAUCAAAGGCUGCCCGUCUCUUCUCGAGCUCUUUUUCGGCUCGUUUACGUUCAACAUCUGCCUCUGUCACUGCCGGAAUUACAUAGUGGUUGUCACAACUGUAUUUGGUUAGCUAAUUGUGAUCAUUAGACUGGCCCAAUUUGGACAAUUAAGUCGCUUAACGUACUGAGGACAAUACUCGUCACUCUCGUCUAUCUCAUCUGUGAGAUUUUUGCGAAAGGCCUUCCGACAUUUUUUGCAAAUCAGUGUAAGCUCAGCUGUUUUCAGCAAAGGGUGAUCAGCAAUCUCAUUAUGACAUUCAACGCAGUCAACCCAACGAUGACAGCACGCCGUUCGAAUAGAGACUUGUGCGUUUUUAAUGUGUUUACACAUAAUGAUUGGGGAGUCUAAAAAUGAAUGAAAAAGAACUCAAAAAACAACAGAAAAUUUAGGCUCUUUAUUGACACUGAGCCUUUCGUUUUACAACAAAGCGUUGUUUUUUCUUUCAAGAAUCCCACUUUUAACCGUUACCGGCUGUAAAAAUAGGUUUGUGUUGGUCUGUCUGUGAGGCGACCGAUUCAAG